Fusarium fujikuroi IMI 58289 is the source of this 636-nucleotide messenger RNA. RefSeq lists its product as uncharacterized. Gene Ontology annotation, biological process: regulation of DNA-templated transcription. Gene Ontology annotation, molecular function: zinc ion binding; DNA-binding transcription factor activity, RNA polymerase II-specific. The record is from RefSeq and is a predicted model, not a curated record. Lineage: Eukaryota; Fungi; Ascomycota; Sordariomycetes; Hypocreales; Nectriaceae. The transcript is spliced from 4 exons. The coding region runs from base 1 to 636 and encodes 211 amino acids.
AUGGCGAAUAAUGAGGCCUCGGUUGAGAAAGAGAUUGAGAGGCAGUUGAAUCCGAUAGCGUGCAGCCAUUGUCGGCAGCGGAAGCGCAAGUGUGAUAGGCAGUUGCCGCAUUGUCUGCAGUGCACCAAUGAUCCUGCCAAUUGCCAUUACCCAGAACAGAACAAGAGAGGUCUUCCCAUAGGGUUUAUCACAAGACUAGAGGCUCGUCUUGCUGAGACAGAAGAAGCUCUCUUCCAGCUCGUGCACUCUAUCGAUGAGCCUAACAACAAUAACAUCUCACUCAAGCCUUCAUCACAAAGAAAAGACGACCGUAUAAGAGAAUGGGAUAGUCUUCCACUAAGAAAUGUGGAUGAAAUAAGAACAUGGUAUCGAAACAGAUCAGAGCAAACUCACUCGCCAACCCAGCACGAGGCUUUGAUGGAUGAAGACCAACGUGCCCGAUCUGUUCACGCCACACCAUCCGAGCCAGAGCCUAUGGACCUUCCUAAUGACCCUGGAGAUGACCACGGAGAAACAAUUACGCUGCAAGAUGCGGAUGACGAUACCAUGCCGAGGAAUGAUAUUCAUAUCCAGGAGGAGUCUGGUGGAAGCAAAGCCAAGGAGAUGGAGCAGAAACACCCGAACAUGUACUUUUAG